This is a messenger RNA of Frieseomelitta varia, 2506 nucleotides long. It is a transcript of the gene eIF2D, whose product is annotated as eukaryotic translation initiation factor 2D. The record is from RefSeq and is a predicted model, not a curated record. The transcript is spliced from 8 exons. Bases 223 to 1968 code for a protein of 581 amino acids. NCBI's taxonomy places the organism in Eukaryota, Metazoa, Arthropoda, Insecta, Hymenoptera, Apidae. Gene Ontology annotation, biological process: formation of translation preinitiation complex; translational initiation. Gene Ontology annotation, molecular function: RNA binding; translation initiation factor activity.
UCUGUGGUAGAGUGCGCUAAAAACUAGUGAUUUUUUUCCUGGUCGGUAUUUCAAACUCUGAGACACGAAGUCCCAUUUCAUGUCUGAUCUAUCCUAUCUUUAGUCAAUGCUCCAACUAUCAGAAGAGCAGAUAAGAGGUUGGAUAACCUAUAUCUCGAGUGUAGCAAAAUUUUUAAUAGCAUUCUUUUGACGAAUUUUUUUUUAUAUUUUCACCGAGUCAAAAUGUUUAUAAAAGCAUUUAAAGUGAAGUCCAACAAUCAAUUGAAAGGGACGGAAAGGAAGAGAUUGUGCGAGGAAAUUUUAGCAGCGUAUCCAGCGUUGACGGAUGACGAAACGCAGUCAUUGAUUCCUAAGAAAGAGGCGAUAAGUGUUAUGAAAAUUGUAACUCAUAGUGGUCAUUCAGGGAAAGUGUACUGUGUCGCUAAAGUACCCAUGUUUUUCCAACUUGAAUCCUUGCAUCAGGCAUUGUUACCCACCAUAUUCACUUUAUGGCACUAUCCAAACUUAUUAAGAACUUUUACAACAUAUGCUCCAGUUGUGUCAAAACUAGCUAGUGGUGCGGACUUGAUGUUGCCUGGAGUCAUUGUCAAAGAACCUAUAACAUUGUAUUCUUUUGGCAAAUUACAGAAGGGUACACCUGUUUCAAUAAAUACAGAUGAUAAUCAGGCACCAGUUGCUAUUGGCCUUACUGCUCUCUGCAGUGAAGACAUGUACAUGUCUGGAGGACAUGGAAAAUGCGUAGAAAUUGUACAUGUUAUAGGUGAUACACUUUGUCAAUUAGGAAAGCCUCCUGUAAGACCAAAUUUAGGGCCACUAAAUGUUGAUACAGAUAAUGAUAAAUUAGAAAAUCUAAAUGAAAUAGCCGAACAGAAUAAUGAUAAUAAUGAAGAAACGCUCAUUGAAGCAAUCAAUGAUCUAGAAACAAAUAAUGAUAGAGUGUUAGAGAUUGAAUCUCCUUGCGAGGAAGAAAAUAAAAUAGAAGAAUCUGUUGAGAUGCCUGUCGAUCAAGCAACUGAAGAAGCAGCUGUAGAUCCAAUAAAAGAAAUGGAUAGCUUGUUAGAAUACUGCUUUUUAAAAGCUUGCAAAACUUCAAUAAAAUCUAGUGAUUUACCAAUAUUGACAUCCAACUUUUUUAAAAAUCAUUUAAUAGCUGCGUGUCCAUCGGAUAAAAACGUAGAUAUAAAAAAAUCUCGGUAUAAAAAAUUAUCAUUGUUUUUAGCAGAAAUGAAAGCAAAAGGUGUUGUUAACACCUCAGUAACAAAAGGUGUUGAAAGUAUAUUAUCAAUUAAGUUUGAUCAUCCUCUUAUAAAAGGACUAGUUAUUGCAGAGGAACCUACACCAAUCCAAGAGCCAAUUAUUUCUAAUGCAGCAGUUGUCUCUGAAUGUUAUAAAGUAACGGCCGAUGUUUUGCCAGUAUUAUCAAAAUUCGGAUAUGAAAAAGGGGACAUUAUGAAAAGAGCUGAAAUCAGAAAAUGUUUUACUGAAUACAUGAAAGCAGAAAAUCUUCAAGACGGAAAGAUACUGAAAUUAAACCCGCAACUCGCGGGUAUUAUGAAAACCAAAGCGAAUGUGGAAACUGUAUCGAUAGAAGAUGGGAUAAACAAGUUUAUUGGACGUAUGACGCAUAUGCACGAAGUUACUUUAGCAGGAAACAAACUAUUACACACGGGCAAAUUGGAACCCAUCGACAUGAGAGUCACAGUUCGAUCCGGUGGUAAGAAGGUUACACUAGUAAACAAUUUAGAAACGUUUGGUAUAAAUGCUAAAGAGUUCAGCAAGGAAUGUCAGAGCAUCGGAGCGAGUGCAACGAUUACAGACGAACCAGGAAAAAAGACUCCAAGCGUUUUAGUUCAAGGAAAUCAGAUUUUGUACAUAUACAAAUUACUUACAGAAAAAUAUCAAAUUAAAAAGAAUUACAUAAGGGGAUUAGAAUUCGCUCCAAAGAAGCAAGGUUCUCAUAAAAAAUAGGCAGUCUUUAAAAAGUUACCGCAUAACAAACGUAGCGUUAUAUGAAAUUUGUCGACAUGCAUACAUCAAUUUCUAUUUAUUUUCGAUUCCAAUACUUCUUUCUAUCAAGAUUAAAUUUUUUAUUCAAACUUUGAUUAUGUUUUGAUCUGUUUUUUAAACAGAAUCAUUUAAGGAUCUCUUUACUAUUCAAAAGACUGUAUGAUAGCCUUCAUGACAUAAUGAGAUUACAAAAUUGAUAAUGCACAAUAGUGUCAAUAUCUGAACAAAUAUAUUAGAGACCGUAGAAUGCAUCCGAUUUUAGAUAUCACUAAAUUAAUCCGUUACUUGAUAUUUUAAUUUAGGAUCUUAUAAUAUGGAGACUACUAUAAUUCCAAAUAUAUGCUGCCAUCUCAGUAUGUAUAUAUAUAUAUAUAUAUAUUUCUUUUUAGAAAUAUCUUUCAUUAGAUGCUACACUAAUUUAUUAACAGUGAAUAUCAAAUACACAAAAACACGUCAUGAAUUGUACUUUGACUCGUGAAUAAACGAAUUCACAGUGAAA